Anopheles arabiensis is the source of this 3846-nucleotide messenger RNA. RefSeq lists its product as uncharacterized. Bases 958 to 2568 code for a protein of 536 amino acids. Gene Ontology annotation, biological process: negative regulation of cyclin-dependent protein serine/threonine kinase activity; negative regulation of transcription by RNA polymerase II. Gene Ontology annotation, molecular function: cyclin-dependent protein serine/threonine kinase inhibitor activity; 7SK snRNA binding. Gene Ontology annotation, cellular component: nucleus; cytoplasm; nucleoplasm. The transcript has 2 exons. NCBI's taxonomy places the organism in Eukaryota, Metazoa, Arthropoda, Insecta, Diptera, Culicidae. The record is from RefSeq and is a predicted model, not a curated record.
GUACCUUUCUCUCACUCGCCAGCAACACUUACCCGAAAGAAGAGUAAAGCAAAUGAGUAAAGCAAAUGUAGAAGAAAAAAAACAGAACGGCCGCAACUAAAAUGGGCGAGCUGGGUCAUUCCCACAGCGAGUGUUCACCGUCUACCGUGACGUCAUUCUGCUACCCCGCAUCCCGUACACAGGAGCGAGCGAGCACAAACGCUCGAAUAAAGCGAGAGAACCACAACGGUCGAGUGCAUCUGCUGUGAGUGUCGACCGCGGGCAUAGGGAAACAGCAAACCGAGCUACAGACGGGCACCGAGCAGAUGCCGAAGCAUUCUGUUGCCACCAGUCGAGUAGUAAGCAUCAGGACGGUACAGCUCUGAGCAAAAGCACAAACCACCGAUCCGCGAAGGCAGCGUACAUUCUUGGUUGAAGUUUUUUUUCUCUUGCUACUGCGUGCCCUUGCACCGAAAAGUGCGUAGUGAAGACGGUCAGGGGUGUAGCCUGCGCGAACGGAGGUGCACUUUUUGCUAAAUAAAAGCGUUAAGAUUCUAUAGUUUCGUGAGAUUGGAUUGGAAAAGGAUAGUGAAAGACACUCGAAGUCGUGUUAUAAAUUUAGAAGAGGAUAUUGAAAAAGUACAUUGUUGGCUGCCGCUCGCUGGACACACUACAGCCCUGGUCCGUGCGGCAAGGGAGAAAGUGACAGCACGGGCGGAGCAGAACAGCAACGGCGCAAGCGAGAAGCAACUAGCCCGUGUAUACUGUGCGAGCGUGCGAGCGGGGCAGCUGCAUACAUGCGCAACCGGGACGGCACGUUUCGGAAUAUGGCGACGGUGGAAAAGCUACAUUCAGUGUUUUUUAGUGCAAAGUUGAAUGUUUCUAGUGAACGAUUUUAGUGAGCAAAGUUUGUGUGUGUGUUUGAGCGUUUUGAGCGUGAAAAAUUAAAGAACAUUUUAGUGUGUGAUUGAGUGCAACAUGUCGAUUGAAAACAGUAUGGAGACGGCGGAAAGCAUGGCUUUCACGCGGCAGUGCGAUGAAGUCGAUGCGCUCCCCAGCCAGACCGCACAGUCGUCUGGAAGCUGCGAGCCGAAUGUGGUUGGCUCGUCGUCGAGCGCAGCAACCGUCGGCGCGAUGGUUGCGCCAGCCGCCACUGCGAACGAUGGGGGCGCUAGUGUGGCUGCUGGCGAAGAUGGAGGACGGCGACCGUUGGACGAUGAUGGUCGUCGUAGUGGCGGUUUGGUUUCGCGCCAGGAUUCAAACGAACUGUCCGAAGCUAACCGUGAUGGCAAGGGGCACCCCGGUGUGGGUAGCAAUCAGGGCAAUGGUACGGGGGUGCCAAUGGCGACAGCGGCCACCAUGAGCAAUCGGACUGGGGAGGGGCGCUGCCGGCGCAAAAACCGCCGUCGCAAGUCGAACCGCGGCAAAUCGAGCUCGAACCGCCCGUACAGCAAGACCCAGUGGAAGUUUCAGUGUCCUCCCGGGGGGCAACCGGGUGGUGGUGGCGGUGGAGGCCGCCCGGAGAACAAUUGCAACAAACGGCGCCAUCUCUACUCGGUGGCGGCCUCGCGCCGCAUCACACCGUUCCUGAAGUCCGAUCAGCCACCGCUAGUGCCAUACAACACCAACCGCUUCCUGAUGGAGGACCACAUGCCGCAAGUGCUCACGCCGUCAGGUAGAACACGCGAUUCUAGUUUUUCGAUAGAUUCAGAAGAAAAUUAUUUUUACUCACUCCCAGAGGAUGAAGAGGACUUCCUGACGAAGGAGUUCUCCAGCGUGUACGAGCGGGAGCGUUUCGAGCGGCUGGAAAGCCUCAGCCACCCGGACCUCGUGCAAGAGUACAUAAAGCUCGCGAUCGAGUACGAGCAGCUGGUGCGCCGCAACGGCGUCACCGGCGAGGGUGGUGUUGGUGGAGGAAGAGGUGGAGGCGGAGGUAGAGGAGGUGAUUGUGAGGGCGGAAACAUGGCAAAGGUGGCGGGCAGUGAUGGCGAACGUGGCGACGAUGGCAGCGGCGCGGCACGGAGCAGGCUGCUGGAGGAGCGUGUGAAGGUGCUGGAGCGGGAAAAUAUCGAUUUACGCCGCCAGCUAGAACACGCUACGCGUAUGGGAUUCCUCCUGUCGGCACGGUCAUCGCCACGGUACGGUGUGCCGACGACCAACGCAGCUUCGCUCGAUCGCAUGGACAUAGCAGAACAGCAGCAACGUUUACCGGCCCUGGACAGUAGCACGAGCGAGGACAGCGAGUCGGACAGCUCCAGCACCAGCUCGAGCAGCAGCAGCAGCAGCAGCAGCAGUAGCAGCAGUGCCAGCAGCAUGAGCGAUGACGACGACCGAGACGAGCGGGACGAACCAAUGGUGAUGGAUCCGAUGGCGGAGGUGGAUCGGGCCUAUGGCGUCCGCAUGAUGAACGGGCUGGCACCACUCUCGCCCCUCAUGAACGGUGGCAGUCCGCGGGCGAACGGACUGGCGCACGAUAGCAGCGACCAGGAGCAGGACGGCGAGGACGAGGACGACGAGCAGCAGCAGCUGCUGCUGAACGGUGUCGAUGAGCUUUCGCCCUCCCCGCGGCCAUCGCUUGCAGUGGAGUGAGGUGGCACCUCCUCCGCCCUAGAGUUAGUAAGCGAGCAGCAGCGAGCCAAAGGCUGAGUGAUCUGCGACCUAUUGCCCUAGCGUGUUUAGUAACGGUUCCCCUGGACGACGAACCAAAUGCUUUUUUUUAGGUUUUAAUGUGAGUUAUGCUUAACCACUCGGAUGCUACCGAGCUGACGGAAUCCGGAUCCGUGUUCGAACAAGCUUCCAGCCGCGUUCUCAAUAUUUGAGAAUUACUGUAAGCACUCGAAUUACGCGAAAAUGACGCGUAAUGCUAUCUCCCCCGUCGCAUGCGUGCGAUGAUCGAUUGAACAUUUUGUUUUACUUAAUCCCGUGGCAGCGCGUAUGUUGUUAUUGUGUGUGUGUUCGUACACACUGUGAAAUAUGGACGCGCACGCCUUUUACGUGGUCUCACCGAAAGUGACCGGUUUUUUUUUAUCGAACCGCGCUACGCUGCGUAUGCUGCUACUUAGCAGAAAUUAUUUAUGUUUUUAACCAAAACCAGCAUGAAAACAUUGCAGAUGGUUUGGACGUGAAAUGUAAAGUUUGGUUAUGCCUAAGUUGCUUAAGUCAAUUUGAGCACAGACAGAAUAAUAAUAGCUGUAAUGGAAAGAAGGAUUAACACUUUCGAAUGUUGUUUGUUGGAGCCGUUUGUUUAAAGCAGCAACAAAAUCAUAAAAAGCAGAAAAAGAAAAAUAAAAAAAUGGAAAAACGUUUCAUUGUAAAAUUAACAAAAAGUAUGCAACAAUUUGCGAAACAGAAAUUGAGUUUUUUUCGGAAUAAAAAAUGAGGGGGGCAGCAAAAGAAGAGGAGGAAGAAAAAAAACGCCGGGAAAGUAAUGAGAUAUUUAUACGGAGGAUUAAUGAAAAAAGCCCCACAACACUAUACGUAGCGCAUAAUUUACAACUGUACAACUAUAUACAUAUAAAGUAUAAAAUAGAAACAACAAAACCAAUGCGACAAUGCAAAAUGACAUGUGAUUUCUCUUUUUCUCUAAUAACAAACAAACGAGCUGGAAAGCUAGCUGUUUCUUUUUAAGCAAAAGAACAAAAAUAAAACAAAAGAAUGUGAAGAAGAAAAAAACGCAGAAGUAAAUAUUAUUAUUGCUGAAGAAGAAGGGGUCGAUUAUGUCACGGUCCUGCUGUGUGGUGGAACAAAGCCAAUCAAAGCGCUUACGAGGGUGGCGGAGACACUGGCAGAGGCAAACGGGGAGUGAUCAAUGUGAUUCGAUAAUAAAAUAAGUUUACGAUGAACGGGUUUAAAACACGCCACAAAUGA